Larimichthys crocea (large yellow croaker) is the source of this 1711-nucleotide messenger RNA. It is a transcript of the gene ubfd1, whose product is annotated as ubiquitin family domain containing 1. The transcript has 7 exons. Bases 309 to 1139 code for a protein of 276 amino acids. NCBI's taxonomy places the organism in Eukaryota, Metazoa, Chordata, Actinopteri, Sciaenidae. The record is from RefSeq and is a predicted model, not a curated record. Gene Ontology annotation, molecular function: cadherin binding; RNA binding.
AGUGAGAGCAGUCACUGCCGCUCGCUUCCGGGUUUGACCAAAAUCCCGCAUGUGGCAAUAUCGCACAGUUCGCUUUUUCAGCCAUUCUAAUUAAUUUAUUUGUUUUGCGCCAGACUUUUUGGACUGUGUCACCUUCGCGUAUUAUUCGCUUGGGCACAAACACGGCUGCUUUUGCUUAAAAACAACUUUAUCCGCGGUUAUUUCAGUUAGUCUCGACUGCGCAUGCUCACUCCCAGUCUGUCUUCUCGUCCGCCGGCUAACUGAAACUACAAAUGUUUUAACGCUGUGACGGAAGUGAGGAAGUCGUAAUGGAAACUGAGGCGAAGGCAAAAGAAGCUGAACCACUAGGUGAGGAUGCUGAAAAAGUUGACACAGAAAGUACGUCUCACACAGAUGCAGGAAACUCCACAACUCAGGACUCUAGUAUUAGCAAUGGGGACGACGCGGACGACAAGCAGGAGAUGGUGGACUUGAAGAUUAUCUGGAACAAGAAUAAAUAUGAUCUGAAAAUUCCUGUUGAUGACACCGGAGCCAAACUAAAAGAGAGCAUCCAUUCUCUCACUGGUCUUCCACCGGCAAUGCAGAAAGUGAUGUACAAGGGACUGCUUCCAGAGGACAAGACGCUACGUGAAAUUAAGAUCACAAAUGGUGCAAAAAUAAUGGUGGUAGGAUCUACAAUAAAUGAUGUAUUAGCUGUGAAUACACCAAAAGAGGUCAUCCAGCAGGAAGUUAAAGCUGAAGAAAACAAGAAGGAGCCUUUAUGCAGGCAAAAGCAACACAGGAAGGUUUUGGACAAAGGUAAACCAGAUGACAUAAUGCCAGCUAUUAAAGGAACAAAGGAACGAUUACCAACAGUGCCUUUAUCCGGUAUGUUUAACAAGUCCGGAGGAAAAGUUAGACUCACAUUCAAACUGGAGCAGGAUCAGUUGUGGAUUGGGACAAAGGAGAGGACGGAGAAAGUCCCCAUGGGCUCCAUUAAAAACGUAGUGUCUGAACCCAUUGAAGACCACGAGGACUAUCACAUGAUGGCUUUUCAGUUGGGUCCAACAGAAGCUUCUCAGUAUUGGGUCUACUGGGUGCCUGCACAGUUUGUCGAUGCAAUCAAAGACACAGUUCUUGGAAAAUGGCAGUAUUUCUAAUGUGCCUCUUUUUUUCGAUGAUGAACUGGGAUUGAGAGGAGGAGCCAAUGAAAAAUGAAACUGGAGUCGACAGUGAGGCUUAUAGAACUUCUUGGAAUAUAUUGGAAGGAAACGGACAGAUGCCUGUGGACUAAUCAUAUUGUUUUUAGGUUAAAAGUGCACUAUGUGGCAGCAUAACAUUUCUCAGCCCUGUUGAUCAUUCAAGGUUUUCAGCAAAUCCAAGGGAAAAUGAUGAAACAAUUGUACAGAAAUUGCUAACACUUUUCUUCAGUUAUUCUUAAAGAAAUAAAACUUAUUUAAUGAAAUGAAUACACUAGAGCAUUGUUGUUUAUAUUACAAACUUUACUACUACUACAUUUAUUUUCAAGUCACCAAAGGUUUGCACAUUUUGGCAAUGCAGGUCUUCCCAGUUUCUCUUUGCAAAACAACCACCCAAACUCUGUCCAAGUGUAUAAUUUCAUGUCUUGUCACAAAUUGUUGAUUACAUUGACACUUGGCCACUCCAGGACCUUGAACAUCUGUCUUUUUAAGGAUUGUUGUCUUGCUGUAAAAUAAAUGUCCCAAGUAGAAGU